GACGCGAUAGCUAGCUACCGGUAGAGCGGGAAGUCCGGCUGCUGUGGUGUUUCUCCGCUUGGAACCACCGACUGACUCAGACAGACUCGCCCACCUCCGAGCCUUUCUUUUCCCCCCUUUUCGCUCUGUCCCGAACGCUGAGCACCAUGGACCGAGAGCACUUUGUAUACCAGGCGAAACUUGCCGAACAAGCAGAGAGAUACGACGAAAUGGUGGAGUCUAUGAAGAGUGUCGCAGGGAAGGACGUGGAGUUGACGGUGGAGGAAAGGAACCUGCUGUCUGUGGCCUAUAAGAAUGUAAUUGGUGCACGGAGAGCUUCAUGGAGGAUAAUCAGCAGCAUCGAGCAGAAGGAGGAGAGCAAAGGUGGAGAAGACAAACUCAAAAUGAUCCGUGAAUACAGGCAAACGGUUGAGAAAGAGCUGAAAUCAAUCUGUAACGACAUUCUGGAUGUACUGGACAAACACCUCAUUCCUGCAGCCAACACGGGCGAGUCGAAGGUUUUCUAUUACAAAAUGAAGGGCGACUACCACAGGUACUUGGCAGAGUUCGCUACAGGCAACGACAGGAAGGAAGCAGCUGAGAACAGCUUGGUAGCGUACAAAGCAGCCAGCGACAUCGCUAUGACCGAGCUGCCGCCGACACACCCCAUCCGCCUGGGGCUGGCACUCAACUUCUCCGUCUUUUACUACGAGAUCCUCAAUUCUCCAGACCGCGCCUGCAGGUUGGCGAAGGCGGCGUUCGAUGAUGCGAUAGCAGAACUGGACACGCUCAGCGAGGAGAGCUAUAAGGACUCGACACUUAUCAUGCAGUUGCUACGCGACAACCUGACACUAUGGACUUCAGACAUGCAGGGAGACGGUGAAGAACAGAAUAAAGAAGCACUGCAGGAUGUGGAGGGCGAGAACCAGUGAGAUGUCACCACGUGUGUGUGUGUGUGUGUCUGUGUGUGUCUGUCGAUCACGUCCCAAGUCUCUGGUCCUGUCCCUCUCAGGUCUCCAUGGUGUCACCGAAAGAGCUCCGAAGUCACCCUGUCUCCUCCAGCACUCACUCUUUCUCUCCUGUACGUCUGUCUAGCACUCUGCUCUUUUGGGUUACACCCUGGCCAUUUUUAAAUGUAUUUUCCUCCUUUCCUGACCUUGAACUUUGACACUAUUGGAUCAACACAUGAAUUGACCUCCUGAGUGAAUAGGCAUUGUGGAGAACUUCCCCUGCUGGUUUAUUUGUAUUAAACUCGCCAAGUGUCGUCUGCGUAUGGGCUUAUUUUAUGUCUCACUUUUGCUUUUAAUUCAGCGUGCGGUAGCGGUACGGCCUCGUUUGCCUCUGUUCUGUGAUUGGCAGAGUUAUUGCUUCUGUAAUCACACACAUUGCUGACUGUGUCAUGGCAGCUGGGAUGCUAAAUCUCAGUUAUCUGUUCUGGGAGAUGCAACACCCUGCAAAGGACAUUUAUUUUCCUCUGCUUGAUUUUUAAAGGGAUGCCUAUUUAAUUUUUAGGUGCUUGUUUUAAAGCAGGCUCUCAGAGCUGCUGUUUCCCUGCCAGUCUCUUUUCUGUUGCUUUGCACACACUGGGCUCUAUGCAGAACUUUGCUCCAGCACUGUAUAUGAACAUGUGCUCCUGUCUAACCAUUCAGGGGAUAAACAACCCCAGGGGAACUCCUCAGCUAUUAUUAUUAUUGUCUAAAUUGAUUCCGAUGCCAAUUUCUUUGCCACAGCUUUCACCCCUCUCUCGCACUCCCUAAAGUUUUCUCUCUCUCUCUAGAUCUUUCUUGUUUUCUCUUCACCUGUUCAGUAUGUGUAACUUGAAUCUGAUUUGUACUACUGGAUAUUCUGAUCGGAGCCAACACGCACCAUCUGUAUUCUUACUGAAACACAGCAUGGGAUUAACUUUAACCUUCAAAUAAAACCAAACCUAAGUUAAAAAAAAAAA
Molecule: messenger RNA, 1924 nt
Organism: Neoarius graeffei (lesser salmon catfish)
Lineage: Eukaryota; Metazoa; Chordata; Actinopteri; Siluriformes; Ariidae
Product: 14-3-3 protein epsilon-like
Exons: 6
Coding region: 147-911 (254 amino acids)
Biological process (GO): signal transduction
Cellular component (GO): cytoplasm
Source: RefSeq, a predicted model, not a curated record